Messenger RNA from Nicrophorus vespilloides, 872 nucleotides. RefSeq lists its product as uncharacterized. The record is from RefSeq and is a predicted model, not a curated record. Lineage: Eukaryota; Metazoa; Arthropoda; Insecta; Coleoptera; Silphidae. The transcript has 4 exons. Gene Ontology annotation, molecular function: odorant binding. The coding region runs from base 65 to 823 and encodes 252 amino acids.
CGAGUGGUAUAUAAGCUGAACCAGAAGAUCCAUCCGGCAGUUCAACACACACACCGGUCCAACCAUGAACAAAUUGAUCGCUUGCGGCCUCCUCCUGGCCAUUUCCGCCAUCAACAUCUCCUCCGCUUACAACUUCGAAGACUCAGCUUACAAUGAAGUCUUGGCAAGGGAUUUGGAGGAGUUUGAAACGGAGACUGUAGCCGUCCAUCCAAGAGCCCGGCGCGACGAAGAAGCCGCAUCCGGAUCCUCCGACAAGUGCAAAAGGAAACGCUCGAAAUUCUGCUGCGCCGAAGAGACUCUGGAGAUGAUCCACGACAUGGAAAAACCGCUGAAGAAGGAAUGCUACAAGCAGAUUACUGGAAAGGACAAGCAUUCCGGAUACCACGGCCACAACGAUCCAUUCAAGUGCGACAAGGAUAAGGUCGAGAGACACAGGAGGGAAAUGACCUGUGUGAUGCAAUGCGUGGGACAAAAGAAGGAUGUGCUCGACGCUGAAGGUAACAUCAAGGAGGAGGCAAUCAAGACUCAGAUGAAGGAGAAGUUCGCUAAGGAAGAGUGGCUAGCACCAAAAUUGAAUGAGAUUUUGGAUAGAUGUAUUACUGAAGCUAAACAGGUACCUGUCAAGGUUGAAGCUGAAGGAAAGGAGGCCGCUUGCAAUACCACUGGUAUGAAGUUUGGACACUGCUUCUGGCGCGAAUUGCAAUUCUCCUGUCCGGCCGAUCAGAUUAAGGAUCAAAGGGCUUGCGAGAAGGUCAAGGAGAAGAUUAAGAACUACUCCGAUUCAUAUCCAUUCACCUCAAGAAACACCAUGGAAGAAGACUAAGCAUUUACAUUGAUCACAAUUUAUUAUUUAUGUAUCUCCUAUUUAUUUA